Acaulospora colombiana is the source of this 302-nucleotide messenger RNA. The record is from the annotation of a GenBank genome assembly. NCBI's taxonomy places the organism in Eukaryota, Fungi, Glomeromycota, Glomeromycetes, Diversisporales, Acaulosporaceae.
AUGAACGCGGUUGGUUACGGCAGAAUUUUGCUGCCUGCCAAUCAAACGGGCCACGCCUUCGCUUCGCUAGUAGACAAGUCGACCUCUCUGUUCCAACUCGGGGCCAGUACAGACAUCGUUCUACAUCUUCAGCCCUUGCAGAGGGACGGAAGUGUUGGCCUCGCUCUAGCCUUGUGCCUCGCAGCCGUAAACGCGUUCGAAAGGCCGCUGGACACUGCUUUCUUUGCUCUUUUGGUACGAGACGAUUACUUGUUCUUUGCCCUUUCAUCAGCAGACGUACAGUCGUCGCAUCUGGUUCCUCC